Scedosporium apiospermum is the source of this 3405-nucleotide messenger RNA. RefSeq lists its product as uncharacterized. The transcript is spliced from 4 exons. NCBI's taxonomy places the organism in Eukaryota, Fungi, Ascomycota, Sordariomycetes, Microascales, Microascaceae. The coding region runs from base 1 to 3405 and encodes 1134 amino acids. The record is from RefSeq and is a predicted model, not a curated record. Gene Ontology annotation, molecular function: protein binding.
AUGACUGAUGUUGCUGGACUUGUCGUCGGUGUUGCCACCCUAUGGCAAUCCUGCGUUCAAGUUUACGAGGUUGUCGACUCGACGCGCCAAUAUGGGAUGGAAUUCGAGCUCCUGAAUGUCAAGCUUGCGGUUGAGCGCGUCCGCCUGAUUUGCUGGGGUGACGCAGUAGGUCUCGGCAAUAUACGGACCGGAAGACCCAGCGGAGAGCCUGGAUCUAAUCCAGACGCGCGGCUUUACCGUGAAGAAGUACGCAGCACAACACUCCGUCUAUUGGGCUGUAUUCAACACGUGUUUGAGAAUACGGACAGGUUGCAGGGCUACUACGGCUUACAACCAGCGAGCCCAGCCCUGACUGGAGGCGAAAGUCAAGACUUGCCGCUGUCGCAGAGCCAGAGGAUCCUAGACGGGGUUUUCAAGCGCGCCUACGAUAAUCUACGCCGUAUAGCGCGGGAACGACAGCGCGAGACGCCCUUGGUGCGCAAGACGGUAUGGGCGGUGCGCGACCGCAAAAAGUUCGAGGUGCUCGUCGCUGAGCUACGUGGCUUUAACGACGGUCUCGAGAGUCUGUUCCCAGAAGCGCAGCUGAGGGCAGCCGAGGCCAUGAAGAGCGAUAUUAACACGGCUCUCCAGGUGCGGGAGCUGCAGCUGCUGCAGGAGGCUACGGCCGGGGAGCAUGAACCACUUUCGGAAUGUGCGAGCCUGCGACUCGAGGCACUUGGCGCAACGGAAUCCGCUAGGACUGAAUUGCUUUCAAAGACACGGAGCGAAAACGGCAGCCAAGCGACGGCCGAGAAUGUUGUAGCGGAGGGACAGGAGGACGUAGAUGAGGAGGUUCCGCUGGAUGGCCGACAAAGCGGUGAGGAAGAAGAUGAGUUGUCUAAACGGCUUAAGGAAGUUGAGUUGUACGUGGAGCGAAAGAGCGUAGGCGCCCUGACCCUUGGCCUCAUUGGGCCUUCUCCUGGACUCGCACGCGUUUCCGCACAUGUUUAUUGGGAUGGCGAUAAGCGAGAUGCAUCAUUCUCAUCCUAUUGGGACGACCAGGACAAGGGCUUUGUAUCGACAACGCACACAGCAUUUGAGAUGUACAAGAAGAAAUAUAUGAGGAAACGGUCUCAGGACAAGUACGAGCCACUUGAUGAUGAGGACUAUACAUUGCUCGACCCCGAGAGCCACGCCAAGUUUGAGAACCUCAAUCCCGGCACCGUCACGGUGGAGGGCUACGGGUUGGAGUGCUGGGACUUCGAGAAAACUAAGCCUAGGGAGCAUACAGUAAUGGUCAGCUACGCUAAACUACCCGAGGCGCCCGCUAGAAAACUACUGCGCAGGUUAAAUGAACUGCAAACGGAACCGGGCAAGUUCGGGUGGAGCCCAGAGAAGGAGGAAUUGGACCUGAAAGAGUUCGUCGGGACCUUAGGCAUCGUAUACUACGAGCCAAAGUAUGCACAGGACCGGAACCGAUGGGUCGGCGACCUGUACAGCCUACUUAAUCGCACCGACAUCUUUGCCGACUUUACGACCGCAUCGAGCGUGGGGUUGCGAUGGGCGACCCCAGGAGACGAAAAUUGCAUCGGGCUUUGGAACUUCCUGCGGCAGAUUAUUAUAGGACGAGAGCUAGCGGUACGACUGAAACACCUCGAUGGAGGGAUGUCGUAUUCUGGCUUCACGGAACGGAUCCUUGCAACUCUCAUCAUCUCCGAGCUGUGGCUGAAGCACGUCCAGAUCGUACUCAAGGACGAGAAGUUGCUGACUGAUGGCGUGAAAGGGCCAGAGACCGCGGAAGAAAGGGCCAAGGCAGAAGACUUCAAGAGUAAGGGCAACGAGGCACUGAAGAAGAAUGAGUUUCAAAAGGCCUUGGACCUCUAUACCGAAGCCAUUAAAAUCGAUCUCGGCAAUACCGUGUAUCGCUGCAACAGAUCAGCAGCCCUAUUGGGACUGGAAAAGUACGAAGAGGCGGAGGAAGACGCCUACGUGGCGACGCAGCUUGACCCUAAAUAUGCCAAGGCGUGGUCUCGACUGGGCAUGGCCAUGCUCAAGUUAGGCCACGGCAAACGAGCCAAGAAGGCCUACGAACGAGCGUUACAAGUCGCAGGCAAGGACGCCACGACGCAAAUGCACCAAGGAUUAGCUGGCGCUAAGAAAUUGAUCACUGAGACAGUCAAGGCCAUCAACUCGGAAACAGACAAGGAGAAGCAACAUGGCCUAGAAUCCAGCUUCCUAGACGAAGACUGGGAGAUAGUCGGGAAAACACCCGAGUUCCAUUCCAGUAUUCACGAACAGCAAGUUGAGGGACUCCUCGUUUUUGCCGAACGCAUGAAAUGGCCCUAUAUCAACGAAGUCCGCGACUAUGCCGAGGACAUCUACAGCAAUCUCCGUGCCGGCGAAAUCAUCAACAUCAACCUCCAUGACUGGCUAUAUGGAACGAUGCUUCCGGGGAAAUGGUUCUCCUUCAAGAUAAUGACAGCGUUGAUCUUCUGCACGCCCAGCAUUGAUGUGAACAAGGUUGCCGUAGCCCCCUAUUACGACUGUGGGCUAUCGCUACCAACUCGAUCCUACUGGCGGGUGAGAACGGUGCUCGGACGCGUGCUCGGCUGCUUGCCUGGCGUCAUCUCUCUCUGCGGGUGGAUUGGGCCGUGCCCGCGGGUCGAAUUCGACCCACCCGUUCAAGGGGACAAGCCGCGACACAUUCGCAUCAAAACCCGGCGCGUUGCCCUGACCGACUGCAACUCGGACUCCGACAACGCCGUCAUCCACAUAGGGAGCAGAUACGCCCGGCAGGAAGCAACACGCAUACAGCCGAAUGAGGAAGUCGGGUCGUACCUGGCCGAAAUGAGGGACCCGAGCAACUGGGUAGUACCGGAGCCACCGGUCAGGGACGUUGGCACCUGCGAAAUCGAAUCUAUACGGCUGAAGAGGCUCGCGCUAGAUAUCAAUGUGGCGCAAAAUGUCGCUAAGGGCAUGCUGGACGAUCUGGGCGUGGAACUCAAGACUGAGUACCGGGCGAGCAUUACAUUCAAAAUGGACAAUAACGAGAGUGCUGUCACAUAUAAGUUGUUCACCAACCCGGUCUUUGUGACCCCUCCGCCCUGCAGGCCUGGCCCCAAAGGGGCCCACGAGGUCCACAUAAGGGAGCUACCGCGGUUCCAAAAGAACAUCUGGUCGAUUGAACGGCUGAAGGACCAUACCGCCGAGGACUCCGAUGAUGACGAAGUCAUGGUCAUCAACGCCACAGGCAAGGGUGCUGAAGUCCUGGCUAGGGCGUGGUGCUCCGAGAGGGGGAAAAGUGCGGUGAUCCGUCGUAUAGGUGCAUCCGGUUGCGGCGCCAUGAUCGUGGCUGGCACGAAAGCGCCGACUCUGGCGGGGAUGGAAGAAGAGGAAGGAAGAUGGGCUCCAGGCACCUUUGGAUGA